Messenger RNA from Plasmodium relictum, 885 nucleotides. RefSeq names its product conserved Plasmodium protein, unknown function. The coding region runs from base 1 to 885 and encodes 294 amino acids. The record is from RefSeq and is a predicted model, not a curated record. Lineage: Eukaryota; Apicomplexa; Aconoidasida; Haemosporida; Plasmodiidae. The transcript has a single exon.
AUGUUGAAAUUACAAAGAAAGAAUUUUUUUUUAAAUUAUUUCCACUUAUAUUUGUAUAAGAAUUUAAUGAGCCCAUUUAAGUAUUUUGUACAUACUGACAAAAAUGCAAUACUUCAAAAAAAAUAUGAAAAUUUAUUGAAAUUUGAUGAUAAAGUUAAUGCUGAAAUAGAAACAGUUAAAAAAAAAUAUGAGAUUGAUGAUACAUUUUGUUCAUAUAUAACAAAAAGAAAAAGAUUUUUUAAUUUAAUUUCAUAUGAAAUAAAAAAAUACGAGGAAAACAUUUUUUAUAAAAAAAGUGAUGGUAGUGAAAAUGCCUUUUUAUAUUCAAAUAAAAUCAAACCAUUAAAAUAUUGUGAUAGGAUAAGUGAUAUAUUACUGGUUAAUUGUAUGUAUUAUAAUAAUAAAACAAUUACAAAAAAAAAUCUGUUUGAUGUACUUUAUAAAAAAUACAGUUUAGUAUAUUUUUUUUCAGAUACCAAACAUAUCAAUGAAAUGAAUAAAUAUUUAGAAUAUUUUGAGAAUAACAAAAAAAGUUAUAAUAUAGAACAUAAAAUAAAUCAGGAAUGUUAUCUAAAAUUAAAAAAAAAACAAAAACCAAUUCAUUUAUUUUAUUGCUAUGUAUCACCUUAUAAAUUUUUAUUGUCCAAUUAUUUUAGUAAAAAAAUUUCUGAAAAUUUAAAAAGUAACUAUUUCAAUAAUAAAAAUUUUUUUUUUAUAAAUAAUAAAUUAAAUAUCAGUGAUGAAAAUACGUUAUUAUUAUUAGGAAAUAAUUCCUUACCAUCAUUAUUAUUAUUUGAUGAACAUUGUUAUGUUAGAUAUCAUAUAAAAGGGUUGUUCACUAAUGAGGCUUCUUACUAUCUUUUCAAUGUUUUAUUGAAUAUAUGA